Molecule: messenger RNA, 204 nt
Organism: Pipistrellus nathusii (Nathusius's pipistrelle)
Lineage: Eukaryota; Metazoa; Chordata; Mammalia; Chiroptera; Vespertilionidae
Source: the annotation of a GenBank genome assembly
AUGCCCCGCCUGGUUAUUCUCUGCCUGCACCGCCGCAGCCGCCUGAGCCCGCUUGCACCCCGGCUGGCCCACUCGGGGCCCGGUCGCAACCGGCAGCCGUUGUCCGAGAUGGACGUGGCUGUUGGACUCGUGGUGUUUUUUAUGACUUUCUUAACACCGUGUGGGUACAUACUGCACAACCUGAGCCAGUUCAGAAGACAGUAG